AUGUCAGGCACGUCCAGGCAACGCCCAAUCUCUUCAUACUUUGCCGACUUUAGUGCCGAGUGUGGUACGGCUUCACCCUACACAAAGGAGCCCGUCUGUGUGCUGCCACAUCUAUACUUGGGAGCCGAACACAAUGCUAUGGAUGUCAAUACGCUUUCAAGACUGGGUAUCACGGCUGUGUUGAACAUCGUAAAGACGAUGCAUGGCGGAUCGAUCCAUUACAAGAACCUCUCCUGGACACAUCACCAAAGAAACUUGCAAAGUGAAUUUCCGAUGGCCUUUGCGUUUAUUGAGGACGUCAAAAGCAUGGGUGGCAAGGUCCUUGUCCACUGUCAGCUGGGAGUCUCACGCUCGGCCUCGUUAGUGAUCGCCUAUGUGAUGAAGACCCUGCAGCUGAGCCUGACGGAUGCGUACGAGUAUGUCAAAUCGCACUCGAGCGUAAUCUCGCCCAAUAUGAGCUUGAUGUACCAGCUGGCUGAGUUCGGAAAGUCGCUUAACAAG
This is a messenger RNA of Gamsiella multidivaricata, 501 nucleotides long. Its product is annotated as dual specificity phosphatase. Gene Ontology annotation, cellular component: cytoplasm. The transcript has 2 exons. Gene Ontology annotation, biological process: negative regulation of MAPK cascade; protein dephosphorylation. Gene Ontology annotation, molecular function: protein tyrosine/threonine phosphatase activity; MAP kinase tyrosine/serine/threonine phosphatase activity. The annotation marks the transcript as partial. The record is from RefSeq and is a predicted model, not a curated record. NCBI's taxonomy places the organism in Eukaryota, Fungi, Mortierellomycota, Mortierellomycetes, Mortierellales, Mortierellaceae.